AUGCGGUUUCUUUCGGUUGUCCGUUUGGCAGCGUUGGUAACCUCCUGGGCCUCAAUUGCUCAGGCAAUUCGUCCUCCUAUCCCGGUCCCUGAACCCGUUCCCAGACCGGUCUCGCUUCAGUCAACCUCCACUCAGGGACAGGCGACCUUUCAGCAGCUGCUAGACCACCAUGAUCCUUCAAAGGGCACUUUCUCGCAGAGGUACUGGUGGAGUACGGAGUUUUGGGGUGGUCCUGGAUCGCCAGUGAUUCUUUUUACCCCCGGUGAAGUCGCGGCCGAUGGAUACCAGGGAUAUCUCACCAAUAAAACCUUGACCGGACAUUACGCGCAGGAAGUCCAGGCGGCUGUGGUUCUAGUGGAACAUCGCUACUGGGGUGGCUCUUCUCCCUACAAGAAUCUCACAGCGGAGACUCUGCAGUACUUGACACUGGAGCAAUCUAUUCUGGACUUUACCCAUUUUGCGAAAACCGUGCAGCUGCAGUUUGACAAUUCCACUCGCAGCAAUGCGCAGAGAGCUCCCUGGGUCUUUGUCGGAGGAUCGUACAGUGGUGCCCUCGCAGCCUGGACCGAAGCAACAGCCCCCGGUACCUUCUGGGCUUACCAUGCGACCAGUGCCCCUGUGGAGGCUAUCUACGACUUUUGGCAAUACUUCGAACCCGUCCGAGAGGGUAUGCCUCAGAACUGCAGCAAAGAUGUCUCCUUGGUCGCCAAUUACAUCGACGGGCUUGGAAAGAACGGCACCACCAGAGAAAAACAAGCCGUAAAGGAACUGUUUGGUCUCGGUGAUCUGGAGUAUUACGAUGACUUUGCUGCGAUAUUCCCCAUCGGUCCAUGGUCAUGGCAGAGCAACAGCUUCAUUACUGGGUAUUCAGACUUCUAUCAAUUCUGUGACUCUGUUGAGAACGUCAAAGCCGGCGCACCAGUCGUCCCCGGACCAGAGGGCGUCGGUCUCCUAAAAGCCCUGGCAGGCUACGCCAAAUGGUUCAAUUCAACUGCCCUUCCUGGUUACUGCGCUAGUUACGGUUACUGGACCGACGAACGAAGCAUCUCCUGCUUCGACACGCACAAUGCCUCUAGCCCGCUCUUCACAGAUACCUCCGUAGCCAACGGCAUGGAUCGUCAAUGGCAAUGGUUCCUCUGCAACGAGCCCUUCUUCUACUGGCAGGACGGCGCCCCCGAAGGCAAAACCACCAUCGUCCCUCGCACCGUCAGCGCAGAAUACUGGCAACGCCAAUGCCCACUCUUCUUCCCCACCGUGAACGGCCACACGUACGGUAGCGCGAAGGGAAAGAAUGCUGCCACAGUAAACGCCUACACGGGGGGUUGGUCAAGGACGAAUACGUCGCGGUUGAUUUGGACGAAUGGUCAAUACGAUCCAUGGCUUGACUCGGGCGUUUCAUCUCGAUUCCGGCCCGGUGGCCCGCUAAAGAGCACGGCAGCUGCGCCGGUGCAGGUUAUUCCGGGUGGAUUCCAUUGCUCGGAUCUGUACAUGACGAGCUAUGCGGCGAAUGAUGGAGUCAGGAAGGUGGUUGAUAAUGAAGUGGCGCAGAUUAAGGCCUGGAUUGGGGAGUAUUAUAACUAA
Aspergillus melleus is the source of this 1581-nucleotide messenger RNA. Its product is annotated as putative serine peptidase. Gene Ontology annotation, biological process: proteolysis. The record is from RefSeq and is a predicted model, not a curated record. Bases 1 to 1581 code for a protein of 526 amino acids. Gene Ontology annotation, molecular function: serine-type exopeptidase activity; dipeptidyl-peptidase activity. The transcript has 10 exons. Lineage: Eukaryota; Fungi; Ascomycota; Eurotiomycetes; Eurotiales; Aspergillaceae.